Molecule: messenger RNA, 1379 nt
Organism: Rhinichthys klamathensis goyatoka
Lineage: Eukaryota; Metazoa; Chordata; Actinopteri; Cypriniformes; Leuciscidae
Gene: acot20
Product: acyl-CoA thioesterase 20
Exons: 4
Coding region: 1-1320 (439 amino acids)
Biological process (GO): fatty acid metabolic process; acyl-CoA metabolic process
Molecular function (GO): fatty acyl-CoA hydrolase activity
Source: RefSeq, a predicted model, not a curated record
AUGUCUUCAGUGCUGAAGUUUGCAGUUACCCCUUUCGCUAGAAAUACUCUGGCAAAAAUGCACUACAGUUCGGGGGUCAGCAUUAGGCUUUUGCCCAGUAAUAAGUGCUCUUUUGAAGACCCCGUGCACGUGACUGUGAGUGGCUUAAAUCCACAACAACGCGUGGUUCUGCGCUCUAAAAUCACCGAUGCAAAGGGACUUGUUUUCAAGGCUUCUGCCACCUACCAAGCAGACAACAGUGGUGAAGUUGACCUGAACCGCGACUCUUCUCUUGGUGGCAGCUUUACCGGGGUUGAACCAAUGGGUUUAUUCUGGGCACUAAAAGCAGACGUCGUAAGCUGCAAAUUUGCACUAACAGACGUGACGCGCACUCAACUCGUUGACCUUGAAUGUGUCAGUGACGAUAAAGUCAUCGCUGAAGUUACAAACGAGAGACACUGCAUGGCCGAUGGUCUCCGGAGAAUUCCUGUAACUGAAGGCAGGAUCAGAGGAACUCUUUUUAUGCCACCUGGUAAAGGACCAUUUCCUGGUAUUUUGGAUACCAAUGUGUUUGGAGCAGGUCCAUUUGAAUUGAGGGCAGCUCUGCUGGCAAAAAGAGGAUUUGCUGUUUUAGCCUUUGCUUUCCAAGGUUACCAAGAUAUACCCAAAAAAGCUGACAAAUUUCACCUCGAGUAUUUUGAAGAAGGUAUAGAUUUCUUGCGACAACAGCCAGAGGUCAAAGAUCAAAAAAUUGGCCUAGUGUCCAUAUCAAAGAGUGGAGAUCUCGCUUUGUCAUUGGCAACGUUCCUGCCUGGUAUAUCGGCCACUAUUUGUAUCAAUGGAUGCAAUGCCAAUACUUUGGUCCCGAUCUACUACAAAGACAUCUAUAUUCCACCCCUCAUGUUCGACGUAAAGAAAUUAAAAAUGACACCGUCAGGCCUUUUGGAUAUUGGGGAUUGCAUGAACGACCCGAUGUCCAAAGAAGGCCUUCCUAGCGUUAUUCCCAUUGAGCGUGCCUCUGGUAAAUUCAUGUUUAUAAUGUCAGAAGCUGACAGGAAUUGGCAAAGUGCCUAUUAUGCAAAACUUGCAUGCGACAGACUCAAAGCACAUGGGAAAAAUAACUACGAGCUGGUGAGGUAUGAAAAAGCGGGUCACUUUAUUGAGGUGCCUUACAUGCCCUUUUGUCUCGCUAAUUUUCAUGCUGCAGCUAACCAUGUGGUUUUCUUUGGCGGGGAACCCAAGGCUCAUUCAGAAGCACAGUGUGACGCAUGGCUGAGGAUUGUGAGUUUUUUCAAAAAACACUUGGCGGCUGCUGAUCACAACUGCAGAUCUAUGCUGUAAGAAAAAGGGCAUUUACAGUACAUAAUAGUAGUCAUGACAUCCAGUUAUAAUGUUUACUU